Messenger RNA from Nicotiana tabacum (common tobacco), 2960 nucleotides. RefSeq names its product protein NSP-INTERACTING KINASE 3. The record is from RefSeq and is a predicted model, not a curated record. Gene Ontology annotation, molecular function: protein binding; protein kinase activity; ATP binding. NCBI's taxonomy places the organism in Eukaryota, Viridiplantae, Streptophyta, Magnoliopsida, Solanales, Solanaceae. Gene Ontology annotation, biological process: protein phosphorylation.
UUGUUCUUUCUGAAUUCUGAUCAAUCCAACGCAUCCCUUCAGUCCAAUCACUGAAUAAUAAGCAAAUUUCUCAAAACCCAAUUUCUUUAUUUGUUUUUUUAAAACAUUUUAAACUGAUUAAAAUAAAAUUCUUUGUUUUUUUUUCUUUCUGUAAAAACUGUCCACAUCUAUAUGUGUGAGUUUUUGGCAUAUAUUUUGGCUUCUUUUGUAUGUUUGUAUCUUUGUGGUAUAUAUUAAGAAUGAGAAUAAUAAUAGAGGGAGAUGGUGAUGAUGAUCUUGAGUGGAUACGGUACAAAGCUUCAACUGAAGGGAGAAGCUUAGUUAGUUCAAACAUAUUAUAUUUAACAAUAUUCCACUGAUGGAAUUUGUUGGGAUCAGUUACCAACCAUGAAACUAGUCCUUUUCCAAUAUUAUCAGAUCUCAAGAUUACGAUGUUUUCAGGCUUAAUCUUGUUCUUUCUCAAGAAAAUUCCAUUUUUCUUUGUUACAAAAUAGUGCCCAUUUGGCUCAAAGUAUAAUCCCAGCAUCUGCAUAAUUAUGUAAGAAGAGCAACUUUGGCAUCUUUGUUUGAAAGAGCAGGAUUUGAGGUUGAAAAAGCAUCUCCUUUUUUGGCAAAUUGGUGGGGUUUGCUUUAAAGCAAUGUUGAAGAAGUGAUUUUUAUGUGAAGAAUGAUUUUUUUUGUUUUCCGGGAAGGGUUUUUUAGGCAAGUAGUAAUAAGUUAAAAUUGUAGAAGUGAGCAUUAGUAGAGGAUGGAGGGAAAGUGGUGUAUGCUCUGGUAUGUGGGGUUGCUGGUUUUAACAUUGAUGGAGAGUUGUUAUGCUUCUCUUUCCCCUACUGGCAUUAAUUAUGAAGUUGUUGCUUUGACGGAAAUUAAGAAGGCGUUACAUGAUCCUUACAAUGUUCUGGAGAAUUGGGAUGUGACUUCUGUGGACCCUUGCAGUUGGAGAAUGGUCACUUGUUCCAUUGAUGGCUAUGUUUCUGCUCUUGGACUACCUAGUCAAAGUCUAUCUGGAACAUUAUCACCUGGAAUAGGCAACCUCACUAAAUUGCAAUCUGUAUUGCUGCAAAACAAUGCUAUUUCUGGUCCUAUUCCUGAUGUGAUUGGGAAUUUGGAAAAGCUUCAGACACUUGAUCUCUCCAACAACAAAUUUGAAGGCGAAAUGCCUGCUUCUUUCGGAGACCUGAGGAAUUUAAAUUAUUUGCGACUAAACAACAAUAGCCUCACGGGAUCCAUUCCUCAAUAUCUCUCUAACAUUGAAGGACUUGCUCUUGUGGAUGUUUCUUUUAAUAAUCUUGGUGGUCCACUGCCUAAAAUAUCAGCAAGAGCGUUCAAAGUUGUUGGAAAUCCUUUAAUUUGUGGCCAAAGUUCUGGGAACAAUUGUUCUGCAGUCUAUCCAGAACCGCUAUCAUUCCCGCCAGAUAGUUUAGGAGAUAAAUCAGGAGCAGGAGGUAAAAGCCAUCAUGUCGCUGUUGCUUUUGGAGCAAGUUUUGGUGCUGCUUUCUUGGUUAUAGUAGUUGUAGCACUGGUUCUUUGGUGGCGCUACCGGCAUAAUCAGCAGAUCUUCUUUGAUGUCAAUGAGCAAUAUGAUCCAGAGAUAUGCUUGGGUCACUUGAAAAGAUAUGCCUUUAAGGAACUGCGGACUGCAACUGAUCAUUUUAGCUCAAAAAAUAUUUUGGGGAGCGGAGGAUUUGGAGUUGUGUACAAGGGCCGCUUAAAUAAUGGAACUGUUGUGGCUGUCAAAAGAUUGAAGGACUACAAUGCUGUUGGUGGUGAAAUCCAAUUUCAGACAGAGGUCGAGUUGAUUAGUUUGGCUGUCCAUCGAAAUCUUCUCCGUCUUUGGGGUUUUUGCUCGACUGAAAAUGAGCGGCUUCUUGUUUACCCUUAUAUGCCAAAUGGAAGCGUAGCAGCACGAUUAAAAGAUCACAUCCAUGGCAGGCCAGUUUUGGACUGGUCAAGGCGGAAAAACAUAGCAUUAGGUACAGCAAGAGGGCUGGUAUAUUUGCAUGAGCAGUGUGACCCCAAAAUAAUCCACCGUGAUGUUAAAGCAGCCAAUAUUCUGUUGGAUGAGGAAUUUGAGGCAGUUGUUGGAGACUUUGGGUUGGCAAAGCUCUUGGAUCACCGGGAUUCCCAUGUAACGACUGCUGUCAGGGGCACCGUUGGCCACAUUGCUCCAGAAUAUUUGUCUACUGGUCAAUCAUCAGAGAAAACUGAUGUGUUUGGGUUUGGAAUCUUGCUUCUUGAGCUAAUUACAGGUCAGAAAGCUGUGGAUUUUGGACGAGGGGCCAACCAGAAAGGUGUUAUGCUUGACUGGGUAAAAACGCUUCAUCAAGAGAAAAAGCUGAACCUUAUGGUGGAUAAGGAUUUAAAGAACAGCUUUGACCGGAUUGAACUUGAAGAGAUGGUUCAAGUUGCACUUCUGUGUACUCAUUUCAGUCCUUCUCAUCGCCCAAAGAUGUCCGAGGUAUUAAGGAUGCUGGAGGGAGAUGGAUUAGCGGAAAAAUGGGAGGCUUCACAAAAAGUCGAAACUCCAAGGUACAGAACUUCUGAAAAUACACCAAAAAGAUAUUCCGACUAUAUAGAAGAAUCAUCACUAGUAGUUGAAGCAAUGGAGCUUUCAGGACCUAGAUGACGUCCAAUUAUCGUUCUUCUCCUUACACGUUAUCAUUCUCGAGUAUUUAAAGUUGGAAGUGGAAAAUAUUUGGUUGUUGAUAGCUGUUGCAUGCGUGUGUAAAUCUGUAAAAAGAACGGGAAGGUCAUGUAUAAUUCGUUUCUUUUUGAUCAACAGCUGAGUUCAUAGGGGUCCUCUCUCCCUCAAUUUUGAGACUGCCAUUUCUGUAUGUAACGUAAGAGUUCAUUAGCUUAAAAAUCUUUAAAUUUACUGAGGAUGAGAGCAAAAGCUAGCCAUCCUCAUCCUCAUGUACAGUGGUCAGAUUGAAGAUUUGUUAAUCCAUUAUAUGCUA